GUGCCGGCAGUACGGCUAAUAAAUUUGGUCUUGUGAUGAAUCUGACGGGAGAAAUCACCGAAGCGGUACGGUCUCGAAAAGAUGAUUAUGAAGAUCACUUGUGGGAAACGCGAUUGGAAAGGACACAAAUGAAGUUCUCAAAGCAGCCUCUGAUCGAGAAAUCCAAGAGCUGGAACAAAAGCAGCGUGAAAUCAACCAGCAGGUACGCCAAGCGGAUGAAGCACAUGCAGAAGCGAUAAGACAAUUACCGACCGGGUUCAAGGCCUUUAAGCAGCGGCUGGCACACGCCGUCGUAGAUGUGCUUCCUUCUCUUCUGACUGGAUAUGUCCUCGGCGCUCCAGCUGCGGUCGGCUCCUCGGUAACAUCAACAAGUGCAACUGGUUCUUCGCAAAGCAUUCCACCGAUCGAUCAUAAAGAAGCGUCCAUAGUAAUGGAAGUGACGGAUUCCAUCAGGAGCUACUUAAAACAGUCCAACUCCUCAUCAACAGAGAUCGCACAAUCAUUCUUUCGCAACACCAGGGUCGUCCUCGAGGCGCAACCACGUGCCGUCCCUUCUCCCAAUGGCCAACGCAUCCGUAAACUGAAUGACCAGGUUCCGGACGUUGCCGAUCGUGUUAGCGAUAGUGACGGAGAAACCGAGUGGAAAGGUGCAAAGAACGCCACUGGCCGAACUGAACCAGGAAGCACCUAGAACCUGUAUUCUGAAGCGCUGGCCCAACGCAACGAAAUUUUAAAAACCGACACCAGCAUUCAAAUGGUGGCGAAUCUGGAAGGCCCCUUCCUAACGAGCGCAUCAAAAUCUUCAUGACAGCCGAGUACGCUAAGGAAAAAGCCAAAGCGCAGAUGAAGAUCUUGCAGCUGCGAAUAAACUCGUAUCGGUCCUACUACCAGAUCAUCGGCCGUUUGGCCAUGUUGGAUAUGAAGACUGUGCGGUUUGAAGAAAUAAUCCAGCUACUAAAAGAUGCCACACAGGUUCUCGGUCAGCUGCGUCACCAAUGGAGUGCACUCGUUGACUUUUUCGCCGCUAUGACGUUUCAGGUAGACCGCGCGGUCAAACACUCCUUCAGGCCGCUGGCCGAUGCCGCUGCAAUCGCUAGUUUGGCUGACACCGAUCGCGACGGCCGGGAUUUCAUCGCCACGAUGAUUGUGGACGACUGCCAAGAGAUUCUAGGGCAAGCGUAUUUUCUGCGCGUGAUGGCUGGAAUGUAUCUUGAUGUCCAUGGAAAGCAUGUCAAUCAACAAUCAGCGGGAUUGUCCGCCCUCAACGCGCUGAGCCCCGGUCAGCAAAUGGCCGCUUUGCAGACUUUACAACAACAAGCCCUUGCGGCGGAAACCGAUAUUAAGUCGCGUUUGGUAGUGCAGGUCACGCAGCAGUUGCACCUGAUUACCAGCCUCGUCGAAAAAACCCAAACUGAUCCUCGACAAAUAGCUGUCCAUACUGUGAAUUGACUCUUUGUGGAAGUCAUCGCAAGAUAUGAGUGCUGUUUAGUGCAUUCCUUUUUUGGCUCGAAAUGUCGGUUAGUGGUCCACUCAAAGGCUUUGCACG
Molecule: messenger RNA, 1546 nt
Organism: Paramacrobiotus metropolitanus
Lineage: Eukaryota; Metazoa; Tardigrada; Eutardigrada; Parachela; Macrobiotidae
Exons: 2
Coding region: 805-1449 (214 amino acids)
Source: RefSeq, a predicted model, not a curated record